Molecule: messenger RNA, 2939 nt
Organism: Eupeodes corollae
Lineage: Eukaryota; Metazoa; Arthropoda; Insecta; Diptera; Syrphidae
Product: peptide transporter family 1-like
Exons: 6
Coding region: 449-2566 (705 amino acids)
Biological process (GO): transmembrane transport; oligopeptide transport
Cellular component (GO): membrane
Molecular function (GO): dipeptide transmembrane transporter activity
Source: RefSeq, a predicted model, not a curated record
ACGAACCACAUCAAGUCGAGCUUCUGUGAAGUAAAGGUUGAUCGGUAGUCGCCGAUCUGUUAACUUUAUUUUUAUGUGCUUUAUUGUUUUGAGGCUCUUCUAACGUCUCGCCGCAUCAAUAACUCCGCCAUCACCGUCGCGUCGUCGUCGGCUGUCCGUUUGUCAUCUGUCAGUGACGUUUAUAAUUACGGGUGUUUGAUCUAUUGGCGCAUCUGUCAAAUUUUUAUAAGUAACCUUGCCUCAAUCUUCUAACCGUUAUCCUUGAAAAGCAUUUUUGUGACGUGAAGAAAUUAUUAUUAUUUUUUGUAUUCAAAACACAUAUCAUUCGGAUUUCCGUAUCGGAAUGCUAAAUACGGAGUAUUGUUAAUAUACAGUAAGACAGUCAAUAAUUAAUUUUGUUGUUGUUAUAAUUCUCGAAGUGAAGUACGAACAAACAAAGUAACAAACUAUGGUUAGCAGUACGCUGAAGAUAACUGAAAAACCGCAAGGAACCCUCAAAUACCCUAAAUCUGUAGGGUUUAUUAUUGGAAAUGAAUUUUGCGAAAGGUUUAAUUACUAUGGCAUGCGAACAAUUUUGGUGCUAUAUCUAACGGACAAAUUGAAAUAUGGAGAAGAUCAAGCGACGGUGCUGUUCCAUGUGUUUACAAGUUUGGUCUAUGUAUUCCCACUGAUUGGAGCGGUCUUGGCUGAUAGCUGGCUUGGAAGAUUCAAGACAAUAUGGUAUUUAUCGGUGGUUUAUACUUUUGGAGCUGUGGUGAUUGCAUUGGGAGCUGUACCACCGAUCAAUUUGCCAGUGAAAGAGGCAACUGUGAUAGGUCUUCUCCUCAUAGCCACAGGGACCGGUGGUAUAAAGCCUUGCGUGUCAGCUUUUGGUGGUGAUCAAUUCAAGAUUCCCGAACAAGCUAAGCAGUUGGCUACUUUCUUUUCAUUGUUCUACUUCGCCAUCAACGCCGGGUCCCUCAUUUCGACAACAAUUACUCCAAUUCUUCGGGCUGAUGUCCAUUGUUUUGGCGACAAGGACUGCUUCUCGUUGGCAUUCAGUGUUCCAGCCGUUUUGAUGGUUUUGUCAUUGAUUAUCUUCAUCGCUGGAAAGCGUUUGUAUGUCAUUAAACCUCCAUCGGGCAAUAUGAUUCUGGGCGUGUCGCAAUGUGUAUCCCAGGCCAUAAGAGGUCGUUUUAGAGAAGGCAAGAAAACGCCCAGUAUCCAUUGGUUGGAUUAUGCAGAGGGCAAAUGUAGCAGAAAACUAAUCGAAGAUACUAAAUCUUUGCUAAAAAUUCUGGUUCUUUAUCUGCCACUCCCUGUAUUUUGGGCUCUAUUCGAUCAGCAAGGGUCUCGUUGGACCUUUCAGGCUACCAGAAUGGUUGGUGAUGUCGGGGGUUUCACUAUCAAACCAGAUCAAAUGCAAGUCAUCAAUCCAUUGUUGAUUUUGGGAUUUAUUCCGCUCUUCAACUAUGUCGUUUAUCCCAUACUGAGUGUAGUUGGAAUAAGGAGACCUCUACAGAAGUUAACUCUGGGUGGAUUGCUAGCGGCAGCUGCAUUUUUAAUGUCAGCCUUUGUGGAAUUCAAACUAGAAGCUAUGGAUCCUAAGAUACCAGGACCCCAAGAAGCUCAAUUGAGAAUCUACAAUGGGAUGCCAUGCAACUAUGACUUUAUGACAACUGUGCCAUUUAAGGGAAAUUUCUCUGUGCCAUCGAUGGGAGUGUUUGAGGAUAAGGAUUUAAUAGUGGCCAAUUCCAUGGCCUAUAAUUAUUCAGCUUCUUCCAAAGAUGCAAUCAAAUGCCCUCCACUGACAGGAGAAUUUAAUCUUAAUCCAGGAAAAGCAAUGAGCUAUUUUGUUGGAAAUAAUAAAGUUCGAGAAUUCGAAGAUUCUCCCGGAAAGCCUAAAUCAGGAGAAUCUGCAUUAAGAGUAUUGUUGAAUGUUCCUAAAGAAGAAGAUCGAUCAUUCGUGAUUAGAGGCUCUGAUUUGUCAAUGAACAUUAACAAAACCCAAACAGACAUGCUGCAUAUUCCUGCUGGAUUUUAUACUUUGACAGUUGAUGGCAACGAAGUGACAUCACUGAUGUGUCAUAUUGGAGGCGUUACAGUCAUUACGGUCGAAGGGAGCCAAGUUAGUGGAUACAAUACUUCGUCAUACACUCUUGUGGAAUCUAAUUCUUUACACAUAAUGUGGCAAUUGCCACAAUACUUUGUGAUGACAGCUGCUGAGGUUAUGUUCUCAGUGACAGGCUUGGAAUUCUCAUUUACUCAGGCUCCAGCGAGUAUGAAAUCUGUUCUUCAAGCCUGCUGGCUUUUGACAGUUGCAAUUGGCAAUAUUUUAGUCGUGAUCAUAGCUAAACUUAAAUUCUUCGAUUCACAGGCUCAAGAAUUCAUACUUUUCGCCGCAUUUAUGGUUGCUGAUAUGCUAAUUUUUAUCGUCUUGGCCAUGCGGUUCAAGUAUGUGGACCAAACCGAUGAUUCCGAUUUCGAGGAAGACCCUGGACACAAAAAUCGAUCAAAUAAUUUGGAAUCUCAAGGACCCAGAAAUGAAAUUGGUCACUCGAAUCGAGCCUUCGAGUCAGACAAGUAGUGGAAUUGAUCGAAUCUUAUUGUAUUAGGGGCAAUGUUACUUAGGAAUUUUAUUUUAGCAAUUUGUUCUCAUUGUAAUUUGUUUUUUAUUUUUUUUUAGUUUUUGUAAAUUUAUAUUUUUUCUGUAGAUAUCGAUAUUUUUUGUUUUCAAAAUUACUUUUGUAAAUAAUUAUAGUUUGUUUAGUAAUUUCUAAUAUUAAAUAUAAUUUUUAUUUAUAUAAAGUAUAGGUUGUAUGAGAUAAGAUUUUUAUCAUAUAAAAUUAUAGUAUCACUUGAAAGUAUUUUAGCAGUUAAUUGUGAUUAUACAGGUUAUAAGCUGAGGCUUAAUUUGCCUUUUAAAAAAAAAUAAAUACUUUUGAGGUCAUAUGAGAAAU